Messenger RNA from Pedinophyceae sp. YPF-701, 720 nucleotides. NCBI's taxonomy places the organism in Eukaryota, Viridiplantae, Chlorophyta, Pedinophyceae. The record is from the annotation of a GenBank genome assembly.
AUGGGCGACGCAGAGGACGCUGGUGGUGCACGUUCCGUGGAGUAUUUGAGGUCCUUGCUUCCUCCUGGAGUGGAAGGGCCGGAGAUCACCAACGUGGUCGCGCAGAUCAAGCUGAACGCGCCGCUCGACCUAGAGGAGCUGCACAGGCGUCUGAACAACGCGGUGUACCAGCCACUCACAGGCUUCAACGGCGUGAUCGUCCGCCCCCAGCGCCCCAAGGUGACGUUCACCGUCCAACACAACGGCAGGAUCCAGCACGCGGGCUGGUCGGGCACCGACGCGCGGCAAGUACUGUGGGCCUUUGCUAAGAAGGUGAAGGGGAAGCUUGGGAUCAGCGAGGAGGUGCGGGCGGCGUAUCGCGUCGUGAACGUCGUGGCCAAGGCCUCGGUCGGGUUCCCGGUGGACCUCGACGCUCUGGUCCGAUCCACGGGCAACCUGGGGGUCUGCAAGUACGACCCCGAGAGGAUGUCGGGCGCGGCGUACCACAUGGAGUCGCCGAAGGCCACGCUGCGCAUCUGGCGGAGCGGGGCGGUCAAGAUCAUGGGCGCGAAGUCCGAGCUCGGCGCCUGGGAGGCCUUUUGCAGGAUAUAUGUCGUACUGUGUCCGUGCCGGAUGGCGCGGGGCGACGCCGGGGAGGGCGCACGGGGGGGCGCGGCGGAGACGUCUGCGGAGGUGUCUGCGGAGAUGUCUGCGUCGGACUCGGACGCUGCGGAGGAGUGA